UCUAACUAGCUCAGUUUGGCAGAAAGCAGCUGUCAACUGGCGUGUGGCGCCCUUCUGUUUUUACUUACAUUACUCCUUCACAUUUCUUGCUCGAACUCGAAGUUUGUGACGUCCUUGUGCCGGUGUGAGGCGGAGUCCACCCGCCCCAUCAGCAUCUUUCUGCGUUCUUCUCUGCGCCCGUCCAGCGCCCGCCGUGCAGCCUCGUGACCGACAUGGGCGCCUUUUGGUGGAGUAGCUUCGCUGUCCCCGUUCUGCUGCUGCCGCUGCUGCUUCUGCACGCGCUCGUCGUGCCGGCUGGAGGAUCCAGUCUUACAUCAGGAACAUCCAGCAGUUAUUCAGACCCAUGCCUGGAUCCAAACAUGCUCCAAACCUGCAGCAUAGCUGCACAGUGCUGCCAGACGGCUGUGGAUGACUAUGGCUGGAUUGCUGCAGCUGUAGGAUGGAGUUUAUGGUUUCUAACAAUGAUCCUGUUCUGUGUGAGCAAGCUUCUGACACUGGGAACUGCUUCAUCAUCUAAAUAUACUAAAGCCUGAUGACAUUUUGGCUUUGGUUUUUGUGACCAAAAAAAGUGGCAUUUCAGUUUGGAGUAAGAUUUUAGAUGUACUGUAAACCUUUUAUAUUUCUGAUUAAAUAUAUCCUUAAACAGACUAGUAGUUAUUAGUUAGACUGUCUGUUAUUAGGAAAUAUGAGGUGUUCAUGUAGUCUUCAUGUGUGUACACAGCUAAUUUAGUAGCUUAAUAUAACUGUAAAAGGCACAUUACCCUGGAUCUACAGAAAAGCAGGUGAGAAAAUGGAUGGAUAUAUUACUGGAUGAAAGAGGUUGGACUCCAGAAAGGGCCAGACAUGUUAAUGGUCAGUUUGUUAGUUUUGCAAAUAAAUAAGACUGUUUUAAAACAGGAGAAUGUUAAAUAAUACAUUUGAAUUGAUUAAGACAAUUUGAAAAUAGUGUGGCCUACAGGUGGAGCAGGACACAAGUUCAGCACACACAUUUUUAUUAGUUUUUUCUUUUUCCUGGUAGGAAAAAAUGCCUUCUCCCGUUUCCCACCUGUACAGCACAGUUAAAGCACUAAACACACAGCACAAGAUACUUUCUUUUCAUUCUUCUUUCUCUUCCUCUCAAUCCAGCUUCACUCCUCCUAGCAAACGUUUUCCUCCAUCUCUUGACUCUGUCUCCUCGAGUAGUGGCAGUUGGCUCCUUUUAUAGGGCACUAGGGAGUGCUACAGGUGUCCGGUGAUCUUCUUCCGGCAGCACUUAAGGGUGUGGCGGACAUGCUGCACCCAAGGGCUCAGGUAUUCCUACAACACUCCCUGGUGGCGCCCAUGGAACCCAGCAGAGCUGUUCUAAACUCCAACUCCCAAGGAGCCCUGUGGGAGUCCGAAGCACCGCUGCAAUCCGGGGGUGGGGGGGGCUGCCCUUUAGUGUUCUGGGGGGAGGUAGUGCCCUGAAUAUGCUCUCUCUCCAAGAUUUCCUUCCACUAUAGAGGCGUCCCAGGUGGGCAAGUGUUCCAGCUGUACGCCACAAUGGAUUCAUGGAAGAAUCUUAUAGGAAAGCAGUGAUUUCCUGUAAGGAGUGCAUUGAUCGGCUAUUGUGACAGACAGUCCUUUAUUGUAUCAUUUAUGAUCUUCUGUUAAUGCCUGAAAAGGUGCUGCUCUGUUCAAGACCAAUUUAAUUUUCACAUGUACAGAGUAGAGAGAAAUUCUUUCUUGCAUGUCUAUUUGACAUACUUUUUGUAUCUACCACCUGUUGGAUUAUGUAGAUUCAAAAAGCUAUUACAUGGUGCUAGGGCAUAUCAAUAGGUCUUCAAAAAACAAAAUUAUUUUGAGGUCACAAAUCUUCAUUUACUCUACCUAGUUUUAUCCAUAUGUAUUUGUCAUAAGCCUUUUAACUUUUAAUGAAAGUACAGGACAUUAGUGAAUGGCAGGCAAUAGCAGAUGUUUUAGCAUUUCCACAGUAAACAAGAAAUUCACUUCUUUGAUACAGAUGAUUGAGCAAGAUGUUACCAGCCACAAACUGAACAGAACGAAUAGCUGCAAGUGCUUGUUAGAAUGUGUGUAUAUAUAUAUAUAUAUAUAUAUAUAUACAUACAGUAUAUAAAACACAAAAAGGAGUUCAAUUUAUUCAUUUGCACAUGUUGUUUUGGUUUUGAUCAACACCUUGGCUAAAAAGUAAAGCUGCAGUCACUGUGGUUCCACAAGCCUGUAAAGUACACUAUUAAAACUGAAAAAAUACCUCCAGUUUUAAUAUCCUCCUAAGUAAAUGACUGUUGAAUAAAAGUUAUAUUCCAUGAACCAUAAUUCAGUGAGAAGGAAUGUCUAAUGAUGAUCUUCCUUUUCUUAUAGUUUUGCUGGAGUUGCCUGGCUAACCUAAAAUCUCUUAUUUCUUGUAUGAACUCCAUCCCAUCUGUCUGUGUGAAUUUUUCCAUUGUUGUAAUAAUAUAGAGACUUAAAUGUAUGUUUUUGGACCUAUGAUUGUAAAAACAAACAAGUGCCUACUUUGUAAUUCUGUAUAAUACAAAAUAGAUAUCAGUGCCUGAUUAAUCUUAUACAGAAAUGUUUAACUGAAAUAAUUAGUAAUGUGUUGUCACGUAUAAAGAUUUUACCUAGCAGGACUCUAUGCUAUUUGUUCAUUUCCUUUAAGAAUUUUCUUUCUAAUACCACAGUUUCCUUCCAGUUAAUGACUACUAAUUAUUUUCUUUUACAAAUUAAAUUUGAAUAGGAACAAUUGAAAUCUUUCAUCCACUUUCUGAAUCUGCUGUUUUUUUAUAAGCUUACAUGAGUUUUUUUUAUCUUAUUUCCAAUAGUAACAGGUGUAAUGCAGGAGCCAGGCCAGGAUGGAUCUGCAGAGGGUACUUUCACAUGUAGAGACAUAUUAGACCCAUGUAGGGUCACCAGUCAUCCUUGCUACCUUUUUAUUUGAAAUGUGUGAAUAAAAUUGUGACUUCCUGGAGAAAUUCACAUGAACAUUAAGAACACAUGCAAAGUCCACACAGAAGGUACCCCAGCUAGGAAUUGAACGUGGGGGUUAAACAGCAACCACAUCUAAUACACAUCAAUGCCAUAGUAAAUAGUGUUCAUUUUACAUCCAUCCUUUUAACUUUUUUUUAAUUUUAAAAGGUUAAAAUACACAGUAAACACAGUAAGUUCGACAAACAACAGGAAAUCAUUAAGCAUGUUUGGUUAUCUAAGAGCUAGGUUGCCUCCAGCAACCUAUCAGGAUAGUUAUUCUUAAUUUUCUAGGUUUUAAUUUCAACUACACUAUUCAAUAAAUCAUUCCAGACUCUCAAUUGCAUGAUGAAGUGCAAAUUGAACAGGUGUUGCUGGAUCAACUUCAUUGAUGCUUUUGAGAAGCAUUUGUGAACACCUGGAUUAGAUCCAUACACAGCCUCCUCUCCACAAGACUAAAGAGGAUUCAUUUUCUGUCUGAUGGAAGAUAAAGCCUACCAAAGCAGCAUUGGGUACAAGACAGGGAUUGACUAUGGUUAAAGCAUCAGAUUACUGCAGCACUCACCCAUCAGUACACAUUAAUUCAAAUUUAGAGUAACCAGUCACAAUAUUAUUACCAUGUUUUUGAUGUGUGAGAAUCUGAAGAAACUAAACAGGAAGUGGUGCAUCCCUGCCACUGUGAGGCUGCAGUACUAUUUCAACUAUACCACCUGAUUCAUUGUACAAUUAAAAUUCAAGUUUUUACCAUGA
Messenger RNA from Erpetoichthys calabaricus (reedfish), 3693 nucleotides. RefSeq names its product transmembrane protein 213-like. The transcript is spliced from 3 exons. The record is from RefSeq and is a predicted model, not a curated record. Lineage: Eukaryota; Metazoa; Chordata; Cladistia; Polypteriformes; Polypteridae. Bases 213 to 533 code for a protein of 106 amino acids.